Rattus norvegicus (Norway rat) is the source of this 1482-nucleotide messenger RNA. It is a transcript of the gene Prickle4, whose product is annotated as prickle planar cell polarity protein 4. Gene Ontology annotation, molecular function: zinc ion binding. The coding region runs from base 230 to 1312 and encodes 360 amino acids. The record is from RefSeq and is marked validated. NCBI's taxonomy places the organism in Eukaryota, Metazoa, Chordata, Mammalia, Rodentia, Muridae. The transcript has 7 exons.
GCUUGGCGGUACACGGGUGCCUGUGCCCUUCCUGUCCUGAGACCCACGAGCGCUUUCCUUGGUCUGAAGCACCUGCCUGGUUGGGACCGCUUGGGGGCGUGGCCGACGGCAGGUCUCUGCUGUACAGCGUUGUCGCUUAGCCACGCAGAGACCCUUUCGGAAUCUUGAUUCCCACUCGUAAACCUGCAGCUAGACAGAGACCCCCAAGAGAACUCGGUGACUGUCACCAAUGUCAGUUCAGAAUUCUGACUGGUCCCUCCAACAGGACAAUCCUAUCUUCAGGGAGCCAGAUCCACCAGUCAACACAGACAGUGAUUCAGGCCACCGGCCAGUACAGGGCUAUGGGGAUAUCUCUGUUCAGGCUCCUACGUCCUCGAGCUUGGGCCCACCUUGCCCGGAUAUCAGCCAAGCUUCAAACUGGCCUGGCUUUCGGACCCUCCUGCAGCAGCUUCCACCACAGGACAGUGAUGAACGCUACUGUUUGGCCCUAGGGGAGGAGGAACUGGCCCAACUUCGACUUUUCUGUGCCCAGCGGAAGCAGAAAUCUCUGGGACAGGGGGUGGCCCGUCUACUGCCUCCUAAGCUUGAAGGCCACACUUGUGAGAAGUGCAAGAAGCUGCUGAACCCAGGGGAGUAUGGAGUGUUCGCCGCCAGGGCCGGAGAGCGGUGCUGCUGGCACAGACCUUGUUUUGCCUGCCAGGCCUGUGGCCAGGCCCUGACAAACCUCAUCUACUUCUACCACGAUGGGCACCUGUACUGUGGCCGUCAUCACGCAGAGCUGCUGCGACCUCGAUGUCCGGCUUGUGACCAGCUGAUCUUCUCCCAGCGCUGCACCGAGGCCGAGGGACGACACUGGCACGAGAACCACUUCUGCUGCCAAGACUGCGCAGAGCCCCUGGAUGGGGGACGUUAUGCCCUGCCGGGGGGUAGCCCGUGCUGCCCCAGCUGCUUUGCGAGACGCUACAGAAGUGGGGGCUCUAGCUCAAUAGGGGCAGCGGAAGGACAGGCGUCCCUUGGAGAAGGACCUGAUCCAAGUGUCGGCUGGAACCGUGCCUCCUCGGAUGACAAGAUCACCUCCCGAGCUGCGCUUCCCUCUGCAGUGGCAAUCCCGAGUGAGGCGUCCAAACAGCGGGAUAGAAACAGCCCACAGACACCCAAAGAGGGCAGCCCCUGCCCCACCUGCUCCUCUUCCUCUGAGUCGGAACCCGAAGGCUAUUUCUUCGGCCAGCGCCUUCCAGAUCUCUGGAAGACCCCUGAAAACCUCCAAGCAGAUGACAGAGGCAUCUCCAGGAAGCAUUGCGCUAUUUGUUAGUGGCGCGGUCUGGAAAUCGGGGUAGUGAGAUUGUGGGAUGGGGAGUGGGGGAUCUGUGAAGCGAGAUAACAAGGCUGUGCUGUGUAAAAACCUGAGACUGAAGGCAGUCAGGCACGCGGGACAAUCCCAUUGGUACUGCACGCUCUUCUGACCUGAAGGACACUUUCUUG